Molecule: messenger RNA, 534 nt
Organism: Vicia faba (fava bean)
Lineage: Eukaryota; Viridiplantae; Streptophyta; Magnoliopsida; Fabales; Fabaceae
Source: the annotation of a GenBank genome assembly
AUGGCUUCUGUUGGGAGAAAUGUUCUAGCUCCGUUGCUUUUUCUGAACUUGCUCAUGUAUUUGAUUGUUCUUGGUUUUGCUAGUUGGUGUCUCAAUAGGCUCAUCAAUGGCCAAACUUAUCACCCAAGUUUUGGUGGAAAUGGUGCAACCACGUUCUUCUUGAUUUUUGCGAUGUUAGCUUCUGUUCUUGGUAUUGUGUCGAAAUUUAUAGGUGGAAAUCACAUCAGGGCAUGGAGGAGUGACAGUUUAGCAUCUGCUGGAGCUACAUCAGUUGUUGCUUGGGCUGUUACUGCUCUAGCCAUGGGGUUGGCUUGCAAGGAGAUACACAUAGGAGGACAUAGAGGGUGGAGGCUGAAGAUGGUGGAAGCUUUCAUAAUCAUACUGACAUUCACACAAUUGUUGUAUUUGUUGCUGAUCCAUGCAGGGCUGUACAAUAGUAGAUAUGGUCCAGGAUAUCGUGAUACUGACUAUGGUGUUGGAGGCGGAACUACUGGUGAUCCUAUGCACAAGGGUGUUCCAGCUACUCGUGUUUAA